Messenger RNA from Aspergillus tanneri, 867 nucleotides. RefSeq names its product carbon-nitrogen hydrolase family protein. The record is from RefSeq and is a predicted model, not a curated record. The transcript has 2 exons. Gene Ontology annotation, molecular function: hydrolase activity, acting on carbon-nitrogen (but not peptide) bonds, in linear amides. Lineage: Eukaryota; Fungi; Ascomycota; Eurotiomycetes; Eurotiales; Aspergillaceae. Bases 1 to 867 code for a protein of 288 amino acids.
AUGGCUAAGUACAAGAUCGCUAUAAUCCAGCUAUACCCCAAGCCCUACAACAUCGACAACAACCAUGCUCGCGCGGUCGCUCGAAUCCGCGAGGCAUCCAGCCGCGGAGUCCAGCUGGCCGUACUGCCCGAAUUCCACCUAGGGGAAUUAUACCCUCCGAACCCUGACUUCCGCAACGAUUGCAAAAACUGGAAGCAGUAUCUGGACGCGUAUCGCGCCCUCGCUCGGGAAUGUCAUAUCUGCAUCGUCCCGGGGAGUUUCGCAGAGUUGCACGUGGACGCGGAAUCAGGGGAGGAAAAACUCGUCAACGCCACGUACUUCAUCAACCAUCACGGGGACAUUUGUGGACGAUACGAGAAGAAGAACCUAUGGCAUCCGGAGCGGGAGCACGUCCAGGGAUCGAAGAAUCAACCGCAUAUCGCGUUCGACACCCCCCUCGGAAAGGUCGGAAUGCUGAUCUGCUGGGAUUUGGCGUUCCCGGAGGCAUUCCGAGAGCUUAUUUCGCAGGGCGCCAAGAUUAUCAUUGUCCCCGCGUAUUGGAAACUGACCGACCCUGAGAUUGGGGUUAAGAGGAACCCAUUAGCCGAGCAGAUCUUCCUCGACUCUGUUAUUGUCAGUCGUACAUAUGAGAAUACCUGCGCUGUGGUGUUCUGUAAUGCGGCGGGGCCGGCAGAGGAGGGGUUCGCGGGUCUGUCGCAGGCUGCAGUGCCGUUUCUGGGGUCGGUGGGGCGAUUGGCGACUAGUGAUGAGGGAAUGGGGAUUGUAGAAUUGGAUAUGAGUUUGGUGGAGGAUGCUGAGUUGGACUAUAAAGUUCGUGAGGAUAUGGCGAGCUCGGAUUGGCAUUACCAGAGUGUGACACAGAGAUAG